This is a messenger RNA of Camelina sativa (false flax), 1666 nucleotides long. Its product is annotated as mitochondrial carrier protein CoAc1. The record is from RefSeq and is a predicted model, not a curated record. Gene Ontology annotation, biological process: transmembrane transport. NCBI's taxonomy places the organism in Eukaryota, Viridiplantae, Streptophyta, Magnoliopsida, Brassicales, Brassicaceae. Gene Ontology annotation, cellular component: mitochondrial inner membrane.
ACCAAUGAGUAAAACAGAGCAAAAAGACUCGAAUUUUGAAUCGAAAACCAUCUCGUCUUCCUUAUUACUUCUCUGAGACUUUUACGGCGAGCCUCUAGUCGCUCUUUCCUCGUCAGCCCCAUAAAAAAUUUCCUGACUUUUCUCCGAUAACUUAAUCUCUCGCCCCAGAAAAUUUCAGUUUCUGUUCGUAAAAUAUAGCUGUAGGGUUUCUCGUUUGUCUCUCCUCGACGAAUUUUCCCAUUGAUUGGUUCGUUUUGGAUCUGAAGAGGUGUGGUGUGGGGUUGGAUGAUCAUUCUAAGAGUGUUUCGUUGAGGCUGUUAAUGAAUAUUGCUUUAAGAGACGAGGAGAAUUUGCUAUUUAGCUUCUCGUACUCUUUUCUGAGAUUUCUCAGUUUCUCAAGUUUAAGUUUCAAUAAGAGAUCUGCGGCGGUCGUAAACCCUAGGUUUAGAUGGGAUAAGGCGUUUUUUUCAGAUUAAAGGAGAGAACGUUCCGAAUUUGACUUAAGUUGUUGAGUUGAGAUGGGUUCUUCACAAGGCUCCACACUCUCGGCUGAUGUGAUGAGCCUUGUGGAUACAUUGCCUGUGCUUGCUAAAACCCUUAUCGCUGGAGGAGCUGCUGGGGCCAUUGCUAAGACUGCCGUUGCACCUUUGGAAAGGAUCAAAAUUCUAUUGCAGACCAGAACAAACGAUUUUAGGACCCUUGGUGUGUCGCAGUCGCUAAAGAAGGUGUUACAAUUUGAUGGUCCUCUCGGGUUUUAUAAAGGAAACGGGGCGAGUGUUAUUCGGAUUAUUCCUUAUGCCGCCCUUCAUUACAUGACGUAUGAAGUUUAUCGUGACUGGAUUUUGCAAAAAAAUCUUCCUUUAGGUUCUGGUCCAAUUGUUGAUCUUGUGGCUGGUUCAGCUGCAGGCGGAACAGCAGUUUUGUGCACAUAUCCCCUUGAUUUAGCUCGCACUAAGCUAGCUUACCAGGUGUCUGACACAAGACAAGUUGGUGCAAAUGGAUUUUACCGUCAACCUACAUAUUCAGGCAUAAAAGAGGUGCUUGCAAUGGCUUAUAAAGAAGGGGGACCACGUGGGCUCUAUCGAGGCAUAGGGCCAACACUGAUUGGUAUCCUUCCUUACGCGGGCCUUAAGUUCUACAUAUAUGAGGAAUUGAAAAGACAUGUUCCUGAAGAGCAUCAAAACUCUGUUCGAAUGCAUCUACCUUGUGGAGCUUUAGCUGGUUUAUUUGGCCAGACCAUCACUUACCCAUUGGAUGUUGUUAGGAGACAAAUGCAGGUAGAGAAUCUACAGCCUAUGACGAGUGAAGGUAACAACAAGCGUUACAAGAACACAUUUGAUGGGCUCAACACGAUUGCUCGAACUCAGGGUUGGAGACAGUUGUUUGCUGGUUUAAGCAUCAACUACAUUAAGAUUGUUCCAUCGGUUGCGAUUGGAUUCACUGUCUAUGAGUCAAUGAAGUCAUGGAUGCGGAUUCCACCGCGAGAAAGAUCAAAACCAGCAUGAAGAGUCUUUGCUCAUUCACUAGAGACACAGAAGACAGAAGAAGAACACAAAAUUGUUAGACAGAUUUUACUUUUUUUUUUUUGUAACUUCCUCUGGCACAUAAAAAAUCCUUGAUAGUGAUUUAUUCUUUGAGAAGUUAAUCAAAAAAAAAGGUUGAUUGA